CCACCACCCUUUCUCUUCUUUUUUCUCAAUCAUUUCUGUAACCUUUCGGUAGCUAUUCACCGCACCCUCUAACUAGCCACCCAUCCUACAAAAUGUCCAUUCAAAUGACUUUGGUGUUCGCCACCUUGUGCGGCGAAAUGAUCGUCCUCUUUGGCUUAGUGUUGCCACUUCCUCACAUCUUCAGAACAAAGAUCCUUCAACUAGAAACUCUCUUGAGGUCGCUGAAGAACGUCCAGAUCGGGACCAUCUUUGCCACGUUGCUCCUUGUCAUGCAAUUCGUUGACUGUUUGCAACGCUUGAAGAAAUUGGACUAUGUUUCCAACCCUUACUACGUCUCCCAGAACGCCGCCGGGGCUCCUCCAGUGUUCCGUGGCCAGCUCUCCAACGAACAAUUGGCCUCCAAGUUCUACUCCCAGAGAAACUUGUACAUCACCGGUGCCGUGUUGUACUUGGAAUUGGCCAUUGCCACCGUCAUGCCUAUUUUAAGGAAAUUGGUUGCCAAGGAGGAGGAGUACAGAAAGUUGACUACCGUCUCCACCACCAGCACCAACACCAGCACCACCACUGCCACUGCCACCGACACCGAUGUGGCGGCUCUCAAGGAGCAGAUUGCCCAGAAGGACACCGACAUCUCCACGUUCAAGAAACAAGUGGUUGGCUUACAAAAGGCGUACGAUCUGUUGACCGAGCCUACCAUCACCCAGAAGUCCGAUUAAAUAGAGUAGAUAGCAGGUAGUUAAUGUAAUCACACGUGUCACCC
This is a messenger RNA of [Candida] anglica, 760 nucleotides long. Lineage: Eukaryota; Fungi; Ascomycota; Pichiomycetes; Serinales; Debaryomycetaceae. The record is from the annotation of a GenBank genome assembly.